Molecule: messenger RNA, 1062 nt
Organism: Balearica regulorum gibbericeps (East African grey crowned-crane)
Lineage: Eukaryota; Metazoa; Chordata; Aves; Gruiformes; Gruidae
Source: RefSeq, a predicted model, not a curated record
UCUCGUGUCCUGAUGACUCCCUUAGCAAUCUCUCCGCCGAGAAGCACACCGGAGCCGGAUAUUAGUUCAAUUCCCCAGGAUGCAGCUACGAUACCCAACUCAGCCACCCCACAGGCUCUCACAGUCUGCAUUUAUGUCAACAAACAAGCGAACCUGGGGCCAUACCUUGACAGAAAAAAAGUGCAGCAGCUCCCAGAGCACUUUGGACCUGAGAGACCAUCUGCAGCCCUGCAGCAGGCUGUUCAGGCCUGCAUCGACUGCGCACUACAGCAAAAGGCGGUCUUCUCGCUCAUCAAGCAAGGCUAUGGAGGAGAGAUGGUGUCAGUUUCAGCUUCUUUUGAGGGGAAGCAGCAUCUCCUGAGCCUGCUGGUAGUGAACAGCAUCGGGUAUGUCCUACGCUUCCUGAAGAAGCUCUGUCGCAGCCUCUUGUGUGACAAUCUCUUCAGCAACCAGCCUUUCCAGCAGUACAACACCGUGUCAGAAAGCCCAGAGGUGUAUGAAAACAGACGGAUGGAGGCAGCAGAAACGGUUGUACCUGAGGACUACCUGGUUGAUUCUGCAAACAUGAAGCGGUACAGCGUGGAUCCUGCUGAUUCUGCCUUCAGUUGCGUGGGCUCCGUGUACGCCAUGCGGCAGAGUCCUGCAGACGGACGUCCUGCUGGAGGCUCCUCUUCCUCCUGUAGCCAUCGUCCUGCCCAGAUGUCUUCAGGGGGAUCCUCGUCUACUGGCCUGCGGCAUCAGACCUCCAGUCCAAUGAGGAACGAGACCUAUCUUGAAGGAAACAGAAGUGCCUCAAGUCCUUCACCAGAACGAAAAGAUGUGGCUCGGCCAUCAAGCAAGAAUCCUUUGACCUGGACGGUGGAUGACGUGGUUUGGUUUGUGAAGGAUGCAGACCCUCACGCUUUAGGUCCCCACGUGGAGCUCUUCAGAAAACACGAGAUUGAUGGCAAUGCUUUGUUAUUGCUGAAAAGUGACAUGAUCAUGAAAUACCUGGGGCUGAAACUGGGACCUGCGCUGAAACUGUGUUACCACAUUGAUAAGCUCAAGCAAGCCAAGUUCUAA